This is a messenger RNA of Lytechinus pictus (painted urchin), 2748 nucleotides long. Its product is annotated as protein slit-like. The record is from RefSeq and is a predicted model, not a curated record. NCBI's taxonomy places the organism in Eukaryota, Metazoa, Echinodermata, Echinoidea, Temnopleuroida, Toxopneustidae. Gene Ontology annotation, molecular function: protein binding. Bases 1 to 2748 code for a protein of 915 amino acids. Gene Ontology annotation, biological process: signal transduction. The transcript has a single exon.
AUGGCUGCCGGUAUAUUAUGCAUCUUCGCUUGCCUAAUUCUUUGGAAUGUUUGUCUUGGAGCAGAUAAUUUUGCAGAUGAAAGAAGAUUUCUCCACCUUCAAUGUGCUUCUAUUUCUAAGACUACAGCCAAAUGCUCUCAUCUGAACCUCACUUCUGUACCCCAAUCUCUACCAAAUACCUUAGAAAUACUGGACCUGUCAUUUAACAAUCUCACAGCACUUCACAAUGCAUCAUUUGAAAAGUACGACCUUCUUCGGAUUCUGAAUAUCGCUCACAAUUUCAUCCACGUCAUCGAGAGCGGAUCUUUUGCAAAUCUCCGGGAAAUUGAGACAAUCAUUUUGAAUAACAACGUCAUUCACGAACUGUCUGCAACUUUUCACAUGAACGAUUCAAAACAAAUAACUUUGAUUCUGUCUCAUAAUGAAAUGAGGGGAAUCGCCCAUCUGAAUGGACUCUGUUUUACAGAGACAAAGAAAGAGAAUACUGGAGAUUCAGGGUCGAGAAAUAUAACCCUGAUUGAUUUCUCACACAACAAUUUGACAUCAGUUGAAGAAAAAGACUUUGCCUCUUUCAGUAACUGCUCUAUUUAUAAAUUCAAAAUUGGGAAUAAUAAGCUGACACGUCUUCCAAUGAAUGUGUUUUCUGGAUUAUCUAGGGUGAGAAAACUUGAUGUGAGCCAUAUAAACCUUCAACAGUUUGAAGUUUCUUCCUUCUUAGGAAUUGAAAGUAUAAUAGAGAUUACAUUGGAAGGAUCACACAUAAGGUCUAUUGUACCGUUGAAUGACUCCGCUUGCAUCUCAAGUGGACAAUUCACUAAACUUGAAAUAUUAAAUCUGAGAGACAACAAAAUAGAACAAGUUCCUGACUACACAUUCUUGGCAUUCAAGUACCUAGAGAUCCUUGAUCUGGGUACAAACAGAAUAAGUUUUAUAUCAAACAAAUCUUUCUGUGAAAUGAGAAAGUUAAGGGUAUUGAGUUUGCCAAGAAACAAAAUCAAAAGUCUCCAGGAUGGUGCUUUUUCUUGUCUUGGAAAUUUAGAAUACAUCACAUUGGCACAGAACAACUUGUUUAUCUUGGAACCAGCUUGGUUUGCUCAUUGUAAAUCACUCAAAAUUCUGAAUCUUUUUCGGAGCAACAUCAAUGAAAUUAAAGAUGGUUCCUGGAUCACACCCAAUUUACGGAUACUUGACUUAUCAUACAACAAGCUCAGUUCUAUUGGAAGACUCAUGUUUACAGGUCUAUCUCAUUUACGCAUUCUGAAAUUAACGGGAAAUAACCAACUCUACACCAUCAAAGGUGAUACCUUCAGUAAUAUGACGGCUCUCAGAUCUCUUGAAAUGGACAACAUAGCCAGGCUAGUUCUGAAUGACACUUUUGCUGAGUUAAGAAGCCUAAUCUACUUGGACUUUUCUUUCCUUUACUCCCAUGGGGCACAAAUUGCCUCUGUACACCAAUUUACACACACCUCUGCAUUACAAACAUUAAAUAUGUCAUUCUGUUUUAUCCAUUCUCAUGAUUUGGUGAACACUAAAACAAAAGGAUCACUUUUUGAUGGGCUAACAUCCCUUCGCACUCUUCGAAUGGUAGGAAAUAAUCUUGUUGGUUUGCCCAAUGUCUCUUGGAUGUUUUCUCCCCUACAGCGAAUGGAAAUCCUUGAUUUAGGCCAUUGUCAACUGCAUUCACUGACAUCAGAGUUAUUUAAGAACCUGAGUAGCCUACAAGAACUCAGACUCACUAACAACGAGCUGGUGGACAUAUCUGAACAUGCAUUCCAGAAUUUGCACAAUUUGCAUAAUCUUCUUCUCCAAUUCAACAAAAUAAACUCAAUAGGUAAAAACUUGUUUAAAGAAACCGCUAAUCUACGACGGCUGCUCCUAAAUAGCAACCAGAUAUCUAUGGUAGCACCUAAUACAAUAAUACCAUCACACUUGAAAGUGUUUAACAUUGCAGGAAACCAACUGAUCUGCAACUGUCAACUAACUUGGUUCAUGCAGUGGCUCCGUUCUACAAAUGUCUCGUUGGGACCACAGAAUGAAACAUUGUGUUCCAUUCAUUCAUUCAGUGAACUUAAGAACAAGCCAGUUUGGACAUUUCAUCCAGAAAAAUACUGUGGAAUCAACACCCUCCUACUUACUGGUGUUAGUUUUGCAAUCAUUGCAGUCUCCCUACUCUGUCUUCUGGUCUAUUACAAGCGCUGGUGGUUCGACCACAAGAUAUUCCUUCUGAAACUAGCCAUCAUUGGCUAUGAUGAAAUCACAGAGGAUGCUGAUCCAGAUGACUAUGAAUACCAGCUUAACAUCAUGUUCCAUGACGAUGACACCGAGUGGGUUAAUGAAAAUAUGAGGCCUGCACUGGAAGAAAGGAUGCCUCAUCUGCAGAACAUUGCCUUCGGAGAUGAAGCCCUUCAUCCAGGGAUGUACUAUCUCAAUGCCUUAAAUCAUAACCUUGAUAACAGCUUCAAGACAGCCUUGUUGAUCAGUAACAAGUCAGUGGGUGAUGCUUGGUUCAUGACCAAGCUACGGAUGGCCGUUGAGCAUGUGAAUGACACCAAGUUAGACAAGAUCAUCUUGAUAUUCCUAGAGGACAUCAAGCAAGCCAACUUACCAUAUCUUGUAAGACUCUUGCUAAGUAGGAACAAACCUUAUUUGUUGGUUACAGAAGAUGAAGAUGGUCAAGAGUUGUUCUGGGCUCAGUUUGAAAAAGAAAUGAGGACCAACAAGGUUCUCAACAGUGUUAUUCCAACUUAA